Melospiza georgiana is the source of this 2331-nucleotide messenger RNA. It is a transcript of the gene SLC25A16, whose product is annotated as solute carrier family 25 member 16. The transcript has 9 exons. NCBI's taxonomy places the organism in Eukaryota, Metazoa, Chordata, Aves, Passeriformes, Passerellidae. The coding region runs from base 1 to 963 and encodes 320 amino acids. The record is from RefSeq and is a predicted model, not a curated record. Gene Ontology annotation, biological process: transmembrane transport. Gene Ontology annotation, cellular component: mitochondrial inner membrane.
AUGGCUUCCCCGGCGGCGGCGGGGCCCGGAGCCGCGCUGCCCCCGGCCGCGGCGCGCCGAGACUUCUACUGGCUGCGCUCCUUCAUCGCCGGAGGUGUCGCAGGAUGUUGUGCCAAAACAACCACUGCACCACUGGAUCGAGUAAAGAUUUUGCUGCAAGCUCAUAACCACCAUUACAAACACCUAGGAGUAUUUUCUACGUUGUGUGCUGUCCCCAAAAAGGAAGGGUACCUUGGGCUGUACAAAGGAAACGGGGCGAUGAUGAUCAGGAUCUUUCCCUAUGGCGCUAUUCAGUUCAUGGCAUUUGACCAAUAUAAAAAGGUAAUAAAGAACCAGCUUGGGAUUUCUGGGCACGUGCAUCGAUUGAUGGCUGGAUCCAUGGCAGGUAUUACAGCAGUGAUUUGUACUUACCCUCUUGAUAUGGUUAGAGUUCGCCUGGCGUUCCAAGUAAAAGGGGAACACAAGUACAUGGGAAUUAUCCAUGCAUUCAAGAUGAUUUACACAAAGGAAGGUGGUUUGAGUGGCUUCUACAGAGGGCUGAUGCCAACUGUGGUGGGAAUGGCACCGUAUGCGGGUUUUUCCUUUUUUACCUUUGGUACCUUGAAGAGCAUUGGGCUCGCCCAGGCCCCUCAGCUGCUUGGCCGGCCCUCGCUGGAUAACCCCGAGGUGCUGGUGUUGAGAACUCACGUGAACCUGCUGUGUGGGGGCGUAGCCGGGGCCAUCGCUCAGACCGUGUCGUAUCCCCUGGAUGUGACUCGGAGGCGGAUGCAGCUGGGAGCGGUUCUGCCGGACUCUGACAAGUGCCUUACCAUGGUGCAGACCCUGAGAUACGUGUACCAGCAGCACGGGGUGCGACGGGGGCUCUACCGGGGGCUCUCCCUGAAUUACAUCCGCUGCGUCCCCUCCCAGGCCGUGGCUUUCACCACCUAUGAGCUCAUGAAACAAUUCUUGCACCUCAGCUGAUCGUUUGUCUUAAAGACUUUUCUGUACAACUACACUAUCAAUCCUCAAAUGAUACUGGUGAAUAAAUGACUUGAAGUUUAACAAAAAAAGCUCUCUGUUACUGGGGACCUGCUGUGUCUGACACCUUUAUUUGCCAAAAUGUGGUGAUUUCCUGGAGUCAGAGCCGGGGGACACAUCCACAUAAACACGAGCUAGCUCUGAACACUUUUUUGCACUUGAUCUUUUAGGCUUCAUUAGAUGAAUUUUAGGAGUGGCACAGUUCUGGAGAUCCAUGUUUUACACAAGCUCCAAGCUGUUAGUUAUUUAGCUUUAUCACCAUUCCAGGAGUUACAUGCUGCUGAUUAUGCUGCCUUUGAAGCUAGUGAUUAGGUACCUGUUCUUGAAAAAUGGAAUGGAAUAAACUGAUUUGAACACAAUGCAGUGGUUUUGGCACUCAGAUCCUUGCCAGGUCUGCAGAAGCUGAGCUGGGCAGAGCACACUUCAGGCAGCCUUUUAUUGUUCUGUGUGCAAGAACAGGAAUUGCUGCCCACAAGGGAUCUUCAGCCAUUUCAGCCACAACCAGCAAGAUGCAUUCUGCAGUAUUGGGCAGCUUGCAGUUUGGAAAUUUCAGUGUACAUUGUAUUCUAAGAAAUGCUGUACUACACAAAUACAAGUGGGGGGAAAUUCACAGGCAUGAGUGCUAGAGAAGAUCCCCUUGUGGCAGGUGGUGGGGCUGAUCUCAGAAAGCUUUUCUGUGGAGCUGCAUGUUCUUGGUCUGGUGUGUUCAAGGCUGAGUAUGCUGUGAGUAUGUACUGUCCCAGUACUAGCUGGUGUAAACAGGUUUUCCCUCCCUUAAACCACCGUGCCAAAGAAACUGCAUGCUGCUGCAAUUGCUUAUUUAGGCACAGGGACCACGUGCAGCCUCACACAGAAAAGGAAAUGAAGAUUGUGUUGGCCUCUGUAGGUGUGUGUGUGCUGUUUGCUCCCCGAGCCAUGGUGUGCAAUGGAUUAUUGCAUGUUGGCCUCCUCCUGUGAUGCCUUUUCCACAAGGAAUUAUUUUAUACGGGAUUGGUACUCUUGAUUUUACUCACUUGAUUCAGGAAACUGUAAAGCAUUUACUUCACGUAAGUUAUUUAUUUAUUGUAAAUAUUUUAGUGUCUUCUCAGAAUUGGCAAAUGGUGAUGUUGAGUGCUGGAUGGUAAGACUGAUUUGCUUAAUUUUGACAAAUUUAACAAAUUGGAUUUUCAGUUAUAUAUUCAAUACCAACUUCUGUGGCUCAAUUUUUCCCCCAGUUUCUUAAAAAUACGUAUUUCUUUGAAAUUUACAGUGUAGCAAUGGGCAGAGAAUGAAAUGUAUCUGGAUAUAUUUUAUUAAAAUUUUUGAACCAGU